Molecule: messenger RNA, 2916 nt
Organism: Fopius arisanus
Lineage: Eukaryota; Metazoa; Arthropoda; Insecta; Hymenoptera; Braconidae
Gene: pio
Exons: 7
Coding region: 658-1947 (429 amino acids)
Source: RefSeq, a predicted model, not a curated record
UUUUAUCCAGUAUUCACUUCCAGUCUCGAGUCUCGCGUCGUUCCUUUCAGUUACGGACUCUCUCCUCUUCCAUCACCAAAAAAACCCCAGGUGCAUGAAUAGUGCAUUGAAACAGUGCAUUUCCAAUAGAUUUAAAAAUUGCCGCCAACAAAAUUCAAAUCUCAAGAACGUCAAUUUAGUCAAUUUAGGAAAACCUCAGGGGGGACAAAACUUCAUUUAUUAAUUUCGACCGAAUACUUAUUAAUCGCGCAGAAUUGUUUAUUGUACAAUGCGCGAUGAUGAGGUCACGGAUUUUGCAGUUGACCAAAUAGGGGAGAAUUGGGUGUUGGAGGUGGUGGCGGAGGUGGAGUGAGAGGCAGAGAAGGUAGAGAUAAUGAAGUAAAACCGGUGAACAGUUGUUCUACCAUGUCGAAGGGAUAGAAGCUGAAAAAUAUCAUGUGGACGUGUCGAAAUCAUCUACGUGCGAAGGAGGAAAAGCGCAACAUCGCUUGUGAACAUUGUGCCAAUGUGAAUGCAUUUUCGUGAUUAUUUGUGCUAUUAUCAUCAAACAAGUGACUUUUUGUCGUUGACCUGAACCACUCAGCUGGACGCCAUUUUGUUCCCUUUGAUCGCAUUGGGCUUCUUGGAAAUUUGUAGCCCACAAGUGGAUCCAUAACUAUGUUAGCCCCAACGAAAGAAACUACUAUGGAGAGGAUGAUGCAUGGGGUUGUCGUCAUCUCUUAUGCACUGAUGCUGACGAUAGUGAGUCCAGAGGGUGGUGCGCUGGCUGCUCAAAUACCGGCUGGACAUAUUCUUCUUCCUACCUCGACUGUUGCGGUUGCAAGUACCGUACGGAUCGAGUGUGCCAGUGAAUCGAUAAUUGUUCACAUAUCUACGGAGGGGAACACUGAUUUCCAUGGUCUCGUUUAUCCUCGUGGACUAUCGAAAAAUAGCUCCUGCUUGCAAGAAUUUAGGAGCGAGCCAGCACCGAUAACAUAUCACCUGCCUCUCAGAUCGUGCAAUACUAUGCCUACGGAAUUAGAGGAUGGUGGGAUCGAGUAUUUCAAUACAAUAGUGGUCCAACCUCAUCUGAAACUUGUAACAAAUCAGGGCCGAGGUUUUCACGUUCGAUGCCGUUAUCAAACUCGAGAUAAGAUCAUUACCAAUGAUCAGACUCGCGUCGCAAUGUUGCAGUCACUUCCGUUACAGGCAAUGGCGCCAAUGCCUGGUUGCACGAUGAAAAUAUUCUCUGGCGAUCCGACUCGUCAUCAUGUCGCCGAGAAUGUCAAAAUAGGAGAUCCAUUGACACUGGUUAUCAGUAUUGAUAAACAGGAGAUGUUCGGAUUAAAGAUAUCCGAUUGCAUUGUGAGAGAUGGUCUCGGCUGGGGUGAGCAAAGGCUCAUCAACGAUCAAGGAUGUCCGGUUGAUGGCGAAAUAAUGGGUCAAUUCACGUACAGCGAAGAUAAGACCGAGGCUCGAGUGAAUUUUCAGGCGCACAAGUUCCCUUAUACAGCCUCCGUUUAUUACCAGUGCAAUGUUCGCCUGUGCACCACACACGCUGGUGGAUGCUCAGAUACGCCCCCAGAGUGCAACGAAAUAACACGAAGAAGGAGAGAGGCAACUGGAAGAGCCAUCGACGACAAAGAUUCAGUGGGAUUCGAUGGUACACCAGCAACUAUUGAGGUUUACAGCGGAUUAUAUGUCAAUGAGGCAUCGGAUCUCGGAGGCAAGACUGAUCCCAUUGAUGACGUUUUUCGAGAAAGGACCAUCAAUGACAGCGACGCUAUUUGCAUAUCCCAACGUAGUUUCGCUAUCGGGAUUGCCAUUGCUGGAUUAAUACUCAUGGUAGCGGUCGUAGCAGCAAUUUUAGUACUUCUAGCUAAGAGACGUCACAAAAACGUCUCCACCACGGGCUCCUCCAUCUACAGUGGUCCCUACACAAACACUGCUUACAGUCACAGCAGUUGAAUAAAUAUUCGAAAAAUCUCCUCAUCAAUAUAAGUACUUAAACUUUGAUUUUUCAUCUUGAAGAAUUGUAUGAAAAGAUAUUUUCAUUUUCUUACUCCUCUCUUGCUCAAGCUUUGCCUUGGAUUAAUACUCUUCUAGUAUCCUCAAUUAAAAUGGACAAGUUAUUGUUGAGGUUUUAGAUUUUACAUAGCCCAGUCGAAUGGCCGUUCAUACCUCUAUUAAUGAGAAUAUUAAUUUCACUUGUUGAUAUAUAUUAAUUGGACUUUUCUCUCCUGGUCUUGUCUCCAUUACAAUAAGGCUUUCUGUUGAUUAGAUCCAUCAGAUUGGAGAAGGAAAACAAUGAUCUAAUAAUAGGAGAUUUUUACUUCUUACAAUGAUUUUCCUCUUUUGAAACUACAAGCAAAAAAAAAGACACAUCUUCGAAUGAGGAAAAUACAUUUUUUUUUAUAGAGAAUGUCGAGAAAAAUUAGGAACAAUUUACCUCUGUUUUCAAAUUUACAAGAAUCUUGAGAAAAUUGUUUUUUUUUUCUUUCAUUUUCAACAAUAAGAAUUACUGCCAUUUCGUCAACGUAAUUAAUAAAUGAAUAAAGAUAGAUUGAAAUUAAAACUGGGGACUCAACUGGUGAUGGGUAAAUGACGUCAUUAAUUAAGCUUUGAAUAGAAAAAGUGCGAGGAAUAAUCAAAUGUUUUUUCAAAAUAAUUCCUCCAUUUUUUCUUCAAAUAGGAUAAACAGUGCAAUAUUAAAGGAGAUGACAGCUUUGACGUUGGUUCACAGUGACAUUGGGUAUGAAAUAAAUUGCCAAGUAAUUUAACUUUUAGAUUUUCCAGGAUUUUGGAAAGGUGUGGGAUGGCCUCAGUCAGAUAUUCUUUUAAAUGUCACUCUGUACCCUCGUCAACCACUUCGUACAAUCAGUGACUAUUUUCUUUGUAAAUAACAAAGUAAUAAAUAUAAUUCCUGUCUUUGAUGAC